UAUAUAUGUAAUUUCCGCUCUACUCUACAACAGCUACGAUAGAGAUAAGAACAACCCUCGAAAAAAUACUUGCUUGCAAAGCUGCUUCUCGUCCGACGCGAUCAAUGUUAUCUACCAAUCCGCACCAGCCUUAGCCUCCUUAGGCUCGUAUCGCCCCUAGAACAUGGCCGAUACGGGUAGGACAUCGAGCCCUGCCGCGCCGAGGUCUACCACCGGUCUCGUACCCGCCGGUGUCGACGAUACCACCUCCGUGAGGUCGCGGAGCAGAAAGGCCCCUAAGAGCCGAGAUGCAGUAGUAAGAUCGCCGGGGUUAACGCCCGCCGAGAGUUCCGCACCCAGCCGGGGGGCGAGUCCCAUGCCGUCCUCUCACCUCGGAAGCAGCAAGCUACUGUCGAGCGGGAGGUCGAGCCCCUCGAACGCCGCCUUCUCGCGCGGCCUUCUCGAGGGGUCGUGGGCGCCGAGCUGGGCGUCUGUGCAGGACUUUGCGUCUUCUCUCUUGGAUGGUGGUUACAGCAGCGAACCUUCGCGCCCUAAUAGCCGCAACGGGGACAAGUCACGACCGAAAUCUAUAUGGAAGGGAUUGGGGAGUGGGAUCGCGAAAGCUGGCAAGUCCUCCAGCAACUGGGGGCCAGCACCUCCUUCUGAGUCACGACCAGUUGCCGGUGACAUCGGAGCGGGAUCUCUUGCCAAGCGGGAGGCACAGCUGAAGGCUAGGAAGACGGCUAGCGUAUUAGAAAGCUACGAGGGGGUGAAUGGCGGUUUGGACGUGAGUGGGAAAUAUAAGAGGAGGAACUCGGACGAGACUCCAAGAAGUGUAGCGGAUGUCGUCGAGGAACAGUUAGUCUAUUUGCACCACGUACAGCCCACGGACACAUAUGCUGGUAUUGUUCUUCGUUACAGAUGUCAGGAGCACGCAUUUAGAAAGACGAAUGGCUUGUGGUCUCGGGAUAAUAUCCAAGUGCGCAAGCAUUUGAUGAUACCAGUCGACGCAUGCGAGCUUAAAGGCCGACCGUGCGACCCUCCAUCCCAAUACUCUCAGAAAGUCGAUCACCUAGCUGCUACGCCAAUGAUCUCCGACUCCAGCAGAAGUUCUACCACACAUACCCCACAAUCGCGGCAAACUCACGAUAGUUACUUUGACUCUAUCAGCGGAAAGUCAGCAGCCCUUCCCGCGCAAGAAGAAGACGAACCGCCUUGGACACAUGUGCGAUGGGUUAAGCUCGAUUCUAUCCAGGAGCCCGUGGAGAUUGUCAGAGUAUCGAGGAAGUCGAUGGGAUACUUCCCUCCCCGUCGAAAGAAGAGCAUCCACACGGUCUCCACCUUCUCGACCCCGCGCCACUCCCUCGAACUAUCCAAAGCUAUCACGAACACCUCCGAAGUCUUCGAUAGCCCGGGCCAGCUCUCAUCCCCGCGACAGAGUUCCAUCAGCGCGCGGCCAGUAGCCGCGAGUCUUGGGACGUCGUCGCCCGCCAGGAGCAGAGUUACCAGUCUGGGCGAGGCGGACCACGUGCCGGUGUGGAUGCGGAGGCCGGGAGGGGUCGGGUCGAUGGGGAAGAGCGUCAAGGCGCCGGGCCCGGCGAAGGACUACUUCAACACGUGGGUCAACAAGACGCUGCCCGGGUUCAACAUCGACUCGAUGCCGUCUAUGUCCGUCAUGGGAUCCGAAACCGCACAUUUCGGCUUCAAUAAUUCAGCAGAGGAAGCAGCCGUGAUCGUAGAAAGUCCCUUCGAGAACGGCCGGGAAGCCAUCUCCUCGUCGCCCCGCAACGGCCCGGCAGGCCUCGAGCUCGCCGCCGCCUCCAUCGAGUCCUGGCUCCGCGGCGCCUGGGCGAAGCGCCCCGUCACGCCCCGGCUCGGCUCCCAUCGAAAGCAGCAGCCGCCCGAGGACCUAGAUCUCAUCGAGCUAGCGGAUGCGAAUAGCGACGAUGGACGCAGGGGAGGAGGCCCGGAGCCGGCACUCCUCGACCACCAGAGCUUUUUCCGCGGGAACGGUGGGACUACGGGCCGGAGCGAGGGCGCAGGCGCAGGCGAAGGAGGCACGGUUAGAGGACGUUCGGCGCCGCCGAGCGCGAGCGCGGCGGAGGGUAAGGGGAAGAAAGCUGACUGAAGUGACUGGGCUGGCUGAGAUGAGCCAACAAGCAAGAAAACAAGCAAGCAAGUUCUGGCAUCGGGUUCGAAAGGGGGAAAAAAGAUGCGGGGGAGAUGG
Daldinia caldariorum is the source of this 2206-nucleotide messenger RNA. RefSeq lists its product as uncharacterized. Bases 164 to 2107 code for a protein of 647 amino acids. NCBI's taxonomy places the organism in Eukaryota, Fungi, Ascomycota, Sordariomycetes, Xylariales, Hypoxylaceae. The transcript has a single exon. The record is from RefSeq and is a predicted model, not a curated record.